This is a messenger RNA of Temnothorax curvispinosus, 8636 nucleotides long. RefSeq names its product ataxin-7-like protein 1. The coding region runs from base 1237 to 3156 and encodes 639 amino acids. The record is from RefSeq and is a predicted model, not a curated record. The transcript has 6 exons. NCBI's taxonomy places the organism in Eukaryota, Metazoa, Arthropoda, Insecta, Hymenoptera, Formicidae.
UUAAUAUUUCCAGAAAAUAAUCAUAACAUUUAUUUCAAAACAUUACUGAGGAAAGCCGAAAUAUAUAUUUAUUAACAGUUCAAUCUUUACACGCUGUGAAUGCUGUGAUUUCUUUAUAGUCAAAAUUUUCAUUGAAUCAUUAUAGAUGUUCUUUAUAACACAAUAUAAAGUCACUAAUGAUUUUUUAUAGGAAAAAACUUGUAAUUAGAUUAUUUCCAAUAUCUUCUUUAAUUCGAUUUAAAAGCAAUUAACAUAUAUCAUUUACGAUAUAUUUAUAUUAUUCGUUUUAUAAAGACGAUAAAAACGAUUGGAUGAGAGGGAGGGCGGCAUCGCGUAGUUUGCAUUCAAUACAAAUUUAUCAAUGAAGUCAUGUGUAUGUGAAUGACAUCGGAGCAACGCGCGACGCGACGCGCGACACAAUCCACCUGCCGUCAGCCGUGCAGGACGGUCGGCAGUCGACAAUGACGAACGCGCAACGUCGUUUACGUCGUAGUCGUGGUACGCGACUCGACCCGUCGCGAUUGGCUGGCCGUUCUGCGCACGUUGCUCGUGCUGCCGACGACUCGUGACGUCAGGGCAUCGUCGGCCAAUGCUGCCUCGCGGAUCCGCAGUGUUGGCCGUGCGCGCGUGCGGGACGCGAUAGUGUGUGCGUGCGCGUGUGUGGCUGUCUGUGUGCUCGGUGGGUUCGAGGUUCGAGGAGCCACGCGGAAACGCGAGGACGACCGACGAUCGACGACGGACGGACGGAGCACGGAGCACGGAGCACGGAGCUAGCAUCUCGGUCGCGCGGCGACGACGACGCGUCGCGAAACGCGAGAAACGGCAUCAGACGGUCAGGCGCGAUAUGUCGAUCGAAAUUUACGUCUGAGAGGUAUCUCGUCGCGACUCGCGCGUGCUACGCGUACUUGGUGGAAUCAGCGGGCCGAGCGGGCGGGGAGGGGGGAAACCGUGGACCGUGAAUAAGGGCAAGAGGCGGAGGAGAAGGAGGAGGCAAAUGCGUCUGGCCGCGGCGCGACACACACACGCGGACGCGACGGCCGCGACGGGAGCGACGGAGAUCGCGGGGGUGUGGGAGAGAGCGCGAGCGAGAACGAGGGAGAGUAGAUAUAGCGUGGAGUAUACUACCGCGCCGCACCUGACAGUCCACGCGGCCCGGCCCCCGAAAAACAAUCUCGCCACGCUAUAUACACGCGAGGACCGCGCCGUGUUUCACUCGGAACGCGAGCGCCAUUGGCAAUGUCGGGAAGUGACAGCCCAACAUUCUUUCACGGCCAGCCCUGGUCCAGCUGGAUCGAAAGAAUCGGACGGGACAAGCCGCUGAGUGAUGAAGAAACAGAAGUCCAGCCAUCAAGUUCAGUCACACGUCUUUCUUCAGAUGAUAUUGAUUUAUAUGGCUUUUGUCCAGAGAGGGAUGAUUUCUAUGGAGUAGUGUGUGAAAUAUGCGAUGCCAUAGUGAAACCACAAGCUCUCAUUCAACAUAUGGAGUGUCGCCAUCCUUCCGGCAUGGCAAAUUUCCCGCCUCCUGCGACUCCAAUCGCAAAACCGUCCGUAAAAACUCCCUUCUGCAAGGUCUCCAAACUGAAAAGAAGCACCCAACCAUCAGCUCCUUCUUCAGUUUCUUCUGCAAUUCCAAUUGUUGGCGGCGCGAAGCUGAACCACACGACCGUCAAGCGUACUGCGGAUCAGACGAACUUGUCUGCAGGUGGCUCGCUGCCGAUCUCCUCGUCACCUCGAUCGCCUCUCGAGUCGAUCACGGUGCAAACUACCUCUCCUAACGUGGCCGGUUCUUCGAAUAUUAUUAGCGCGCCGACAAGCAGCGGAGGCAGUCCGAGCAAAAGCCCUGGUCCCAGCAGUAGCAGUAGCGGCAGCCAGCCUCGUCGGAAGAGACUUAAAGCGGAUCGUUCGUUGCUCAAAGACCGCGAGUACGAUCCCGACCGGCACUGUGGCGUAUGGAACGAGGAGACCGGCAAGCCCUGCACCAGGUCGCUCACAUGCAAAGCGCACACUGUCUCGCUGCGCCGAACGGUCGUCGGUCGCAGCAAGACCUUCGACAAGCUCCUCGCGGAACAUCGUGCCGCGAAGGAGCAGCCGAAUAGCGGCGGUAGCCGGCAGACGACGAAGGUGACGGUCUCCGGCACCGUCACCGUGUCCUCGGCCGUUACCGCCGCCGCUGCCGCCGUAUCCAACCUAAAUAAUCCCCUUGCUCCCAACACUCCGGUAUCCAUUGCCGACACGGAAACGCCAAGCUCACCACCCGUAUUGUCGUUACCGGACACGUAUCCACUGCCAAAGGCUGUUGAUUUGCUUUAUCGGUGUCUGGCCCCGCAUGGCUCCACUAAACCUACCAAACUCGAGGAGGACUUUGUCAAUUCGGAGGAGCUGCGGAAUCUGGAGUCCACGCUGGUGGUCAAUUCUACCGUCGCUGGCAGCAGUAGUAGUAACAGCAGCAGCGGCUCGUCGCAACAGCAAUCAAAUUCGAUGAUGGCACCGAUAUCCGUGAUGCUGCCGUCACUGUCCCCGUUACCGGGUGCCAACAGCGAGGAGUCGCCAGGAGUAGCUACUUUGAUACCAAGCACUACCACGACACCCACAAUGCCAGUCGUACCGGCACCACUGCCAGCCACUUGCGUACAACCACCCACGGUGGUCGCCACGGUGCUCGAAGGCGAGACUCCGGUGGACAUCGAUGCCGAGACCAUGUCCAUGUACUCGCCUGUUUACACCACCAAAGAUACCAAGUCCCAACUAGUGAUGCAGAUACAGUCGCGGCCAAAUAGCCAUUCGUCACAGUCACCCAUCUCGGUCAGGAGCUAUCAGCAGAUGCAAGCUUCCAUGCCGAGUCUGAAUCUGUUCGAACCGGUGGAGCAGCUGGAGCAACAGCAUGCCAGUCAAAUCAACGGCAAGAGACUGAACCAUGCGAGCUCGGCGUCGCGGCAGCAGAAAAGGCACAAGUCGCAGCAUGAACACGUGUUGUAUCAAUCGUCGCAGGAUUUUCCGACGUCUGCGUCGAUCCAGGUCGAAGCAACGACCACGUCGUCGCCGUAUCCUCACUUUGGCGAUAUCUCCUGGUCGAAUUGUCAUCCGGAGCCGUUAGCGGUUAGCCGGUGGCUCCGCAUCUCGUCCAGCCGCAAACAAUACAACUUUAAUAUUCACUGACACAAGACCCCACCCACUCCGGGCUGAGGACCGUGUGUCGCGGGCGUCGUUUGUCUACCUCCUUAUCUUCACGAGACCCCCUUUUUCUUCACCGUCGCCCACGUCAUCAUCCUAAUCAUCGCCGUCACAAUCGAUGUUGCGUAUACAGCCCGUCGAGGGGGGAAGACUCUUGUUUCCGCCAUCAUCACAAUGUGAUUAAUUCGCGCAACGAGUAUCAAUCGCGAUGUAUCACAGAUCGCCCUGGAUGACACUCCCGUCGAACCUUCAAUGCGUGAUAUCAUCUUUCGUAAUAUCGCGCAGCACGAAGUUUUCAGACCCGGAUCACGAGUACGCUGAUUGUCGUGAAGCAUCGAGGAAGAAUUCUCGAUCGACGGCUCAUGAUGAUCGCGUAUCUGGACGUGUACCUGAAUUCGUGAAACUCCAUAAAAAGAAAGAACGGGUUGAUGUCCCAUUUCCGUUUAUUCGCUGAAUUUAUAAUGUAGAAUAGAUGCGAAGAGAUCAAGAGCUAAACAGAUACGAGAACGAUUGAGAGCAUUGAGCAUGUCUUGAUAACAACGAAUGAAUGAAUGAAUGCAUAACAACGUUGCGAUACCAUAAAAUUUCUGCACAGAAACUUCACGGUCUACUAUUGGGUGAGUUAUUAUACAUCUCGUGACGCAGAACAUUCCUUCAGUCCUGUUUUCUUAACAACACGUGUCACGACUCUCUCGCAGUGAUUACGGAGACAAAUUCUUUAUUAGAUGAUUUCGAAGUGCUUUUCAAGGUAAGAAUUUGCGUUUUCUAUCAAGAAUAUUUAUGUUAUAAAUCGAAUGACAUUGCGAUUUAAUUGUAAAAUCUUUCACUAGAUCUUUCUACUAAAAGCAUAAUGAUGGACGUAUGUUUAAUACAUCCCAAUUCAUUUGUAAUUUCGUAAUCAUAGUCGGAAUUGAAAUUGUUAAGCAUAUUACGAAUUAUUUUAAAAAAUCUAAUUGUGCUGGGUUUUUUAAAGAUUCAAUAUGUUUUUUGAAAGAGAGAAACAUGACUUAUGGAAUAUCCUUUAUAAUUUUUACAUUUUGAAAUUUCAUUUGUACGUAUUGCUUCCUUAUUAUAAAUUAUUGCCAAGUUCUAAGAGCUUUAAUUGAAUGAAAAACUGAUAUAACUGCACAUACAUUUUUACUGAACGGUAAAGUUAUAAGUACGCAAUUAUUUUCACAGUACAGAAUAUAUAUCGUGCAUUUUUUAUUGAAUUGUGCAUAAAUUUUGUAAAUAGAUCGCAAAUUAUUAUAUCUGUCCCAUAUUGUACAUAGAAAGGCGUUUAGUAUCCUCUAAACACAUAGUCUUUGCAUAGGAGAAAGAACUUUGACUUAUAUUUCUCCAUAAUAUAAAUAGAUUGUACAUAUGAUUGUGCAAUCACGAUUGCACAUAUAUUGUAUAUACAUAUAUAUACAUAUAUAUAUUUUUUAUCGAUCACGAUCUCUUAUCCCUUUUGCAUAAAUGUAUACUCCGAGAAUACGAGGCGCCAUUAUUUAACGUUAUACCUGCUUUUUUUCUUUUUUACCGUUUUUGCCAUAAGGAUAUAAUAGAAAUUGUAGCUCCGAGUGAUUUAUUUUUCAACUUGGUUUCAUUCUACGUUAUAUUGAAUUUCACGGCGAGACGAGACCAGUUUGUAAUGUAAAUACAUAACAGGGACAAAUUGAAUAUAAUCGUUGUCAAAUAAAUUGCGUUUCGAUAUACAUAAAUUGAAGAGGCCAAUGGAUGAAAAUUUGAAAUUUCUAUCGAGCUUGAAUUGGCAUAUGCGAUAAAUUUCAGAAAUGACAAUUUAUCUUUAAGUGGAACUCUUUCGUAAAAAGACAUAAUAAAUUUACUUCAUCUAUUUGCUCUUCAAUAAUAGCGAAUUUGUAUUCAUCUCCGCUUACCAGUAAAAGUCCUCGUAAAUCUACGCGAACGACUGUGUGGCACGAUCGAUUAUUGCACUGAUUAAAGCGCUGAUAAAGUGCUAGGUCCUUACUCUUCCUUAUCCUUGUAGGAUAUGAAAUGAACAAAAUGUUUUGAUAUAUGUGACUAAAUAUUAUAAUGUAGCUGUGUUACUGUUUAAUUAUUAUAUAAUUAUUAGAUUAUGACGCGUACUCAACUUAUGACAUAAACGAAUUAAUAUAUAUUAUAGAGAUAAAAUUUUUCGAAAAUUCCUUUUCUAAGACUUUCUACUCAGGCCUGCGCUUUGUUUUUAGCGCUUCGUUUAUAGAACGAUUGAUCGAUCGCUCCGAAUAAAUCGUAGACGUAUCACGUAGGUUUGCACGCGGACCCAAACAGACAGAUUAGUGAGCUACUCAAUCCCGCUGUAUUCACCCAAGACGAUUAUUUAUUUUUGUACGUACUCGUUGAUUUGCAUCUCUGCGCACUGCAAUUUUCCGACGGGUGAUGAACGCGCGGGUAACUAGCGAUGCGGCAAGACGCAUAUACGCGGAUUUCUUAUCAUAGAUUGUGAUAUUUAACUAUUAAUGAUUAGUAGGAUAAUUGUAGAUGUGUCUCUAUGUGUUCGGCGGCAAGAACGUAGCGCGUUCUAUUAUUUUCCUGAUGGCAGACGGCACGUCUUGCGCGUGUAAGAGGCGCCUUUUGUGCCACCUUCCAUCGAUUUCGCCUUGUCAAGAAAAAAAAUUACUAAUCCUGCGGAGACAAUCUGCAUUGUUCCGCUUAGUUGUUGCUCGCGUAUUAAUAAAUGAAUUCCUUUAUUGGUGAGCGUAGUGAAAAAUUGAAAGAUUAUAAAAAUUAGACAAAUUUACGAUAAUUAUUUGGAAAACGGCAAGAGGAAUAUGGAGAAUAUGUGUGUGUAUGGAGAAUAUGUGUGUUACGUUAUGUACGAAUGUAAACAAGCGCUGAAUAUCGUUACCGCGCAGUAUAAAGCGAUGCUUCACAUCAUCGCCACUGAUCCUCUCGGCUACCUGAAAUCGUGAUAACUUGUACAUAAAUCGUGUAAGCAGAUAAAUACCCGCGUACCUACGGAUAUCAAUUAGCCGCAUAGUUGCAUAAGGACGUAUUACAUAUGAUGUAUAUGCAUCUGUGUGAAUAUUGCAAAGGGGGGGAAGGAAGAAUCCGCUGGAAUUCUCGCAAGCAUUGGAAUUCUCGAAACUCUAAUUGCUUCACGGGCGUCUCACCUACGUAACUUGGCGCGUAUAAUGCCGCAUUUCAUAUUAGAUGUAGUCCUUCCUGAUCUGUAGCGUCAUUUACUUGACAUAAGAAUCGUGGGAACGAUGAAAAUUGCGCGCAACGUUUAGCACUGAAUGCGAUUCCUUAAUUCUGAGCCUCAGUCGCUCGAUGUCAACGUAAGACGAGAAACAGGCAGCUACAGUUAGCCCAAUAUGCGAAAUAACACGAGUCAACGAAAUGUCGCGGACGGCUAAGUCCAUACGCGAAACGAUAUACAGUUCCCUGUUUUCCUGAAAGCCACCUGUAUGUACCACAGUUAGUGUUCAUUGCUCGGCGCGUAACGGUCGUGUCAACGGAUUGCGAGCGGUCUCGAGAAACGAUGCGAUUCCGAUAGACGAAUGAUCGUUAAAGAACUUGCUCUUUAGCUAACAAUGACUUAAUGACUGGAGGAGCCACGGAUUUUCCGCGUUAUUGUCCAAGCUCCCAUACAGCAAUAAUAGGCGAUCCAUAAUCGAUUUAUUAGCAAUAAUAAUAAAAAAUUUCGUUAACUGUAACGUGUUAUUAUAAAAAAGCAUAUUUGUUUCCAAAAGCUUACGCUCUUGCAAUCGUCGGCAAUGCAUAGACAAUGUCGAUUGGUGCUGGCAUGUCUCUGUACUGCUGAUGUAAAAAAAGAGGAUUGAAAGGGAUUCAUAGAAAUUUAUUUUACAAAAUUUAAAUAAAGAAUUUGAAUUGUGAAUUGAUUAAAAAAUAUUAGAUCUUUUUUUCACACAUCCACUUUAACAACUGUAAUCAGAGUUAAGACAUAUUGAAAACAUUCUUCUACAUAUACUAUAUUAUACUGGCAAUAUAGAAACGAAUAAAAGAAAAUACAAUUUUAAUCUAAUCUUGAACUCGAAAUGGAUUCCUAUGAAUUCCUUUUAAUUAAUUUAUUUUUUUAUAGAGGCAAACCGCAUUAGGGUGACUGAAACCGCUUUGUUACAUACCUAAGAAAGUUUCAUUUAGUCCUAAAAGAGGGAAAGAAAACAAAGGAGAGAGAAACGAGAGAAGCGACAAUUGUAUUUUUCUUCGACUCGACUCCCCCUUGCUUCGUUAGUGCGCGCGGCACGAAACGAUUAGUAUUUUAAUUAAUUGUAACGAAUCCGCGUGAAACUGUGGUGCGGUGGAUUAAUACAUAGUAGAUUGAUAAAUUGAUAAAGACUGAAUAUAUCGAUGAGAUCGGAAGGACUCAUCCGGCAAAUUUGAUUGCUGAUGACUUUUAGCGAAUUUUUUAAAUAUAUUUUUUCCUCAAAUAGCGCGUAUAAAACAUUCACUUAAUUUCCGACAUAUCGGUAUUAUAUGUUGCUUUAUUAUGUUGUUGAAACGUGUGCACGUUACCGUUUAGAACGACGGAUAGUCGAUCUAUUUCUCUUUAGCACUGUAAUUUCACGUGGAGGAAUUAAAAAAAAGGGACACUCUGACUUCAGGUUUAUCAUAAAGCAAGAUAUUUUGUGGCAUUUAAUUUAAAUAUAUGUUUUAUAUUUAUUUGUAAAUUGUUUUUUUUAUUUGUCCAUUUGUACCUUACACCCAUUCGUCGAUUUAUUAUAUUAUCUUUUUUUCUAGUUAUACGCAUGUACUAGUAGAUAGAGAAACUUUUCAUGUAAGGAUUAGAGAUAUGUCGCGAAGAAGGCUCGUACAAAAUCUGCAUACAUUAUGCGUACUGUCGCUUAUUAUCACAUAUCAUUGUAUGGGUAUAUGGUAAUGGGAAUAUUUUUUAAUAAACGGAUUACUUUUAUUAUUAUAGUUAGGAAAAAUUGAGGAAAAACUUUUAUUACUCCAUUUACUCAUCAUGGUCGAAGUUAUGUAAAUGGACGGAAAGCCUGUAGACUGAACAAGAAAACAUAAUUCGUAUUUGGUUAUUACACGGGCUAUACCAUGUUGUGCAUGUGUAAUGGCAUCCAUGUCAAAUGAUAAUGAGAGGUCCCAUGUCCCACUACUUAUCAUUUACCAGAUGAUCUGAGAGGUGGCGAUCGAAUAAAAACAGACGAAAUUUUUAAUCGGAUUUGAACUCGGCUCAUUAUAGACCAGUGCACAUCUCGCUGCAUCACGAUCGCCACCCAUUUAUGUACAAUAUUAUGACGCAAUAUUCCGAUUAUGUCGUAUUAUCUAUGUGCUGUAACAAUUAUUCGAUAAUUAACGCGGCAUGUAUAAUUAACAAAUAUUUGAAAUUGUAUAUCAUGUGAUUUCGUAAUUUCACUGUCUGUUGACGUGUAAAUUUUAUUAAUAUCGCUCAUUACGAAUUAAAAGUAUCGGUGGUAUUCAUAUGAUGUCAAAACUUUAUUAUACGUCAUUAAAAAAAUCUUUUCAUUAAAAUUCUCAUC